AUGAAUACCAGGGGUGACCCACAUCGAACUACUAUCAUGGGUGAACCACCUACGUCGCGGACGUUGUUCCUCGCCGGUGGUCUGAUGUGCAAUGCACUGCUAACCGGAAUCUUGGGGUAUCGCGUCAGGCAAAUCGAGCACCAGCACAUCAGGAGCCUCACUCUCACACGCAUUCUGGUCGUCAUCCUCGGAUGCCUGGCUAUAUUUUUUGUCUCGUCUGCAACCAUCGUUGAGAGUGGGCUCGGCUUGUCUACUUCAGCUGUCUGUCAUGCUGCCAUCAUCAUCUGUCUCGUAUUUUAUGUGAGCUGCAAAGCCGUAAUGUACAUUUUCCUAGUCGAGCGCGCCCAUGCACUCCGAGCACCCUACAUGAAACGUUCACGGGACUGGAUCUGGCUUGGCGGGAUGAUGACAAUAGCUUGCGGAUUCGGAAGUAUUGCUGUAUGCGGUUUCACAUGGCCUAUUGCGAACCUGUCAGAGAUCGAUGGACGAUGCCGCAUUGGCCUACCCUUCCGCGUCACAAUCCCGUUACUCUCCUUCGACGUGGCCAUCAACACACUUUUGACUGGGAUUUUUGUUCAUCUUCUGCGGCCUUUGCUUCGAUUUAACGUGCAAGCAAACGAAGCAGCUCCCAUCACAGCCUUCGCUAGGGGCGUGCGUCGUGUUCUGAGGCCGCAUGGUGGACCGACCAGUCUCGACGUGUACGCGAUGAACCACCAAUCUUUCAAGUCGAUCGAAAGACUGCUCUGGAAGUCUCUCACGGGAUCCAUAUUGGUCAUGUUACCGACCGUCGGCAACCUCGUGACCUUAAUACCACUCCACGGACAGGAGCUGGGCUGGGUGUGUCUGACCAUCUGCGCCUUCGAUGGUAAGCAUCUUCCCUCACUAACCCCAGAUUCUGGAACACAAGCUCACGCUGCUCAGUUACGUGGUCCGUCUUGGUUGUAA
Messenger RNA from Paraphaeosphaeria sporulosa, 945 nucleotides. RefSeq lists its product as uncharacterized. Bases 1 to 945 code for a protein of 314 amino acids. The record is from RefSeq and is a predicted model, not a curated record. The transcript has 3 exons. Lineage: Eukaryota; Fungi; Ascomycota; Dothideomycetes; Pleosporales; Didymosphaeriaceae.